GCUGCCAUCAAUAAUAGCCAGCCAGUGCGGGCCACACUACUCUGGUGGCAGAAUCUCGUAAGGACGUUUUAUAUGGAGGAUUACUUUGACUGCUUCGGCGUUCUGCAUGUUUUGGCUUGAUCUACAGAACAGGAAGCUCCGGGGAGAACUCCGAGAUAAAAUGUUAGCUAAAAAUUGCUGUGGCUUUUAUAUACAAAAGGCCCCACUCGGUCACCCUCGUGUGUUGGGAUCGCCUUGCUAUAUAUAUAACCAGCUGUCCCCAGAUUUCCCCAGAAUUAUAAUCCACCCAUAGAACGGGGUAAUUACACAGAUCUCUACAUUGAGAAAGCAAGACUAAAACUUCCCGUCAAGAUGCAGGCUCGUGGACAGGGAACGAUAGUGGUGAUCGGGUGAGUCAGCAUACAAAGGCCCAGUUGACAUUGGCAUUGAACUCAUAUAUGAAAAAGAGCUGGCAUCCUUGGCCUUUCGUCGGCCUUGGAAUUGAUCGAGAAGCCCCAAACGUCCAAAUACCAGAUAGUACUUGUGGCAGACCACUUCUCAACAGACCCCCCAAAUCCCGUAUACGCAACCACAAAUGCUGGUGCACAUUUUCGUCCUAUUCCUGCCACAGAUACCCAGACAGAACUGGAGAGUGAUCAUGCUGUGAGAACAUACUCUCGGUUCAAGAAACUUGCUGAAGAGGAACCGGCAUUUGGUAUCAAAUUCCUGGAAGGAAUUGAGUAUGUAUCCGGGCCAGCCGCUGAGAAAUAUAAGGCAAUGACGCCGAAUUACGUGAAGCAAGAAGGGUUUCGGCUAUUAGAAGGCCCCGAAAAGCCGGCGGGUGUUGAGUUUGCCGCGAGAUAUGAGUCCUUUAUAGUCGAACCCGACACUUACUGCUUCCAUCUUUUACGACGCUUCAGCCUAAAAGGAGGUAAAAUCUUACGGUUGAGGCUGCAGUCCGUGGAAGAGGCUUUCUGUCUGGAGGGCUACAAGGUCUCGCUCGUGGUGAACUGUAGUGGAAUGGGGUUUGGGGAUCAAAAGACUUUCAUUAUUAGAGGUCAAACGUGCCUUAUUGCAGAGACUGCUACAAAAACGGUGACACAGCAAAACGCGGAUGGAACAUGGACAUUUCUGGUUCCUCGACCUCUAAAUGGUGGGACCGUCGUCGGUGGUACAAAGGAGGUAGGUGACUGGAACCCUACAGCUUCUAUGGCGGUCAGAGAGGAACUUCUUCGCAACGCUGCAAAGAUGUACCCUGGCAUUGUCAACUCCAAGGGAGGCUUUGAUGUCAUCAAGGACAUUGUUGGCCGACGUCCUGCACGAGAAGGAGGAAUGCGCUUGGAAGUCGAGACCCUCCCUAACAAGAGACCGGUCGUCCAUGCUUAUGGAAUCGGCGGCAGAGGUUUCGAGACCAGCUGGGGCAUAGCUGAGGAUGUUCAACGCAUGGUGACGGAGACUCUUGGAAAACGGCCGUUAGCCAGCCGUCUCUGAGGCACUCUCUGUACAUAUCAUUAUAAUCUCCAUGCAACCGGCCCUAGAAAAGACGAGAUGUGUAGAGAUGGGAACGUCAAAUACUUAUCGAGACCUCGUUAGACGGACCACAAGGCUCUUUUCUUGCUUACUGGAACAAAAAGUAACAAUAGAUUAAUUAGUUGACAUCACCAAACGAUGUCAAAAAGAAAUCCUAGCAUGUCUUGGUUUCGAUCCAAGGUCCUCCGGGUUAUGAGCCCGGCGCGCUUCCGCUGCGC
Trichophyton rubrum CBS 118892 is the source of this 1727-nucleotide messenger RNA. RefSeq lists its product as uncharacterized. The coding region runs from base 757 to 1470 and encodes 237 amino acids. Lineage: Eukaryota; Fungi; Ascomycota; Eurotiomycetes; Onygenales; Arthrodermataceae. Gene Ontology annotation, molecular function: FAD binding; D-amino-acid oxidase activity. The record is from RefSeq and is a predicted model, not a curated record. The transcript is spliced from 2 exons.